Penicillium malachiteum is the source of this 1365-nucleotide messenger RNA. Its product is annotated as MmgE/PrpD family protein. NCBI's taxonomy places the organism in Eukaryota, Fungi, Ascomycota, Eurotiomycetes, Eurotiales, Aspergillaceae. Gene Ontology annotation, molecular function: lyase activity. The record is from RefSeq and is a predicted model, not a curated record. The transcript has 2 exons. Bases 1 to 1365 code for a protein of 454 amino acids.
AUGGCCACCGAAGCACUAGCAACCUGGACCACAAAUCUAACCUUCACCACCCUGCCAACCGAUGUAAGAACAGCCGCAAUCCGCAGCUUCUACAACUGGGCCGGGUGCACAGUAGGUGGAAGCGCCCAUCCAGCAACAAGCAUAGCCCGCAAAGCGCUGGCCCGAUUCUCCGGUCCCCCAACCUCGCGACUCCUGGGUUCGGAGGGAAGCGUCGACGUGGACGCCAUGCAUGCGGCGCUGUUCAAUGGGAUUGCGUCACAUGUUCAUGACUACGACGAUACGCAUCUCGAUACGAUUAUUCAUCCCACUGGACCGGUUGCGUCGGCUUUAUUGGCUGUUGCGGAAUCGUUGGAGAGAAGUGUCUCUGGUGAGGAGUUUAUCACGGCGCUGGUCGCGGGCGUGGAAGCAGAGUGUAAGGUUGGGUUGGGGGUUUGGCCUGAUCAUUAUGAUGUUGGGUGGCACAUCACAAGCUCCACAGGCUCAAUCGGUGCAGCGGUAGCAGUGUCCAAACUACUAUCUCUCUCCACCACCCAAACAGCGCAUGCAAUCGGUCUCGCCGCAACACAAGUCACCGGACUCCGGGAGAUGUUCGGUUCACACACCAAAUCCUUCCACCCAGGUCGAGCCGCACAAAACGGUCUUCUCGCCGCGAUCCUAGCAUCAGAGGACUACACCAGUUCGACCACAGCGCUAGAAGCCAAGCGCGGCUGGGCGAAUGUGGUUAGUAGCUCCAACCAGCUACACGCGCAAAUUAAGAGCCUUGCGCCGAAUGGGCGCUGGGAGAUCGUUCAGAAUGCAUUCAAGCCGUUUCCUUGUGGAAUUGUGGUGCAUCCUAUUAUUGAUGGGUGUAUCUUGGUUCAUGAGGAACUAACCCGGAUGGGACUUUCUGUUGAUCAGAUUAUAGACGUUCAGGUGAAGGUUCAUCCCUUGGUUCUUGAAUUAACGGGGAAGAAGACACCGAGAGAUGGAUUGGAAGGGAAAUUCAGUGUUUAUCAUGGUGGUGCGGUUGGAUUGUUGUUUGGGAAGGCGACUCCAGCACAGUAUGAGGAUCGAAUUGUCACUGACCCGCGAGUGGUGGAUAUUCGAGACCGGAUCCAAGCUACUAUUAAUGAGAAGCUUCGGGCUGAUGAGUGUCAUCUUACGGUCCUGCUUAAGAAAGAGAAUGGGGAGCAUGCCACUAUUGAGAAGCAUGUGGAUCAUGCGGUGGGGAGCUUGGAAAGACCUAUGACCGAUGCUCAACUCGUGGAGAAAUUUGUGGAUCAAUGCAUUCCUGUGCUGGGGCAGGAAAGGACUGAGAAAGCGAGUCAGUGGUGUUGGGACUUGGAGAAGCACCAAGAUGUACGUCAGAUGAAGACUGUCCUAUAG